Ambispora gerdemannii is the source of this 1411-nucleotide messenger RNA. The record is from the annotation of a GenBank genome assembly. NCBI's taxonomy places the organism in Eukaryota, Fungi, Glomeromycota, Glomeromycetes, Archaeosporales, Ambisporaceae.
AUGAUACCAGGAAAAGUAAAGCGAGUUGCGAAAUCAAUGAGCAAAAAAUUUAAGAAAUAUUUCUUAAUAGUCAAAAAUGUAAAUACCGAUAAUCACACAGUCGAUUCCACCAGCACUAUUACGACUGCAACUAACACCACUAACAACACAACUCUAACAUCCACUCCAGCAUCCACUAUUCCAACCUCCAUUCCAACAUCCGCUUCAACAUCCACUUCAUCACGUCAUCAUCGGAAUGAUCAAACCACUGCUGGCCAGGCUAAACAGCAGCAAUUAUCCGCAUCAAUACUGUGGCCACGACGACAAAGAACGAUUGAAAAGAAACGACGAACAAAUUCACCUGAAUUAGUUCCCGAUAUACUGCAUGAGAUCUUCUUUCACUUAUUUGUUGAUGAAGAAGAUACUCCGGACUUGAUACCAGGAAACGGAACAAACAAGAGCAAUCCAGUAUCAGAUAUAUAUAAUUGUUUAAUGGUCAAAAAAAGUUGGUCUGAAGUUGCACUUCAAUUUUUGUAUAGUAGACCAUUUAUACGAAGAGGAAGGAAGCAAGUUGAAUUGUAUCUCUCAAUGCUCAACUACAAUGAAAUUAGGUAUCUGCAAAGUCAAGGAAUCCAAGGAAUGGAUAAAAUACAAUCAGGUUAUCAAACAAUAACAAAAUAUCCAUAUCCGGCUUACCUUAAAACGCUUGACUACGGAAGAUUAGUAAUGUCAGCUUGGGCUUUCUGUAAUUCAAACUGGAUGACUCGAGUACUUGAUAAUAAAGUCAUUUUGGUGACUCGCGCUUUACUUCGAAUUUUCGCCAGAUCGCAUUCAACACAUUUCACCGUUGUCAACUGUUCACUUGGCAAAUACUCAUUUGCUGAUGCAUAUUAUUCGGUCCUCGCUGAACCGGAAUUUGAUCAAUUUCUUGCAACAGUGAAAAGAUGCAAAAUUGAUUGUAAUUUUGCAGAUGAUGCAACUUUUCUGGAUCAAAUUCCGAGAAGUUUACGAAAUUUGGAUAAAAUUGAUAUGAAAUGUUCAGCAAAUAUGAAUAAACUUGGAAAGAAAUGUUUCAUCACCGACUACAGCAACGUAAUCGUCUCACAAAAGAAUUUAAUUUCACUUCAACUGCAACAAUACGAGUCGUUUCUCGAUCGAAUGCUGGAAUCGCUGAUACUUCAAUCGCAUUCACUUGUCGAACUAAAAUUUGUCGAAUGCGAUUUCAUUAAUUGUCUGCCGUGGUGGGGAAUCGCUGCUUGUCAAAAAUUAACAGAUUUACAGUUCAUUCGGUGCAGGAAUGUUAGUUUCGAAAUAGUAAAACCAGUGCUGUCGGCUACUUUUCCUUCUUUACGUAAUGUUUCUGUUAUUGAGUGUGAUUUCAAUUGUUACCAUUAUGUUUGUCCGGAGUUCAGGCAGUGGGCUAGUAAUUAUG